Fusarium oxysporum Fo47 is the source of this 768-nucleotide messenger RNA. Its product is annotated as BTB/POZ domain-containing protein. The record is from RefSeq and is a predicted model, not a curated record. Gene Ontology annotation, molecular function: protein binding. NCBI's taxonomy places the organism in Eukaryota, Fungi, Ascomycota, Sordariomycetes, Hypocreales, Nectriaceae. The transcript is spliced from 2 exons. The coding region runs from base 1 to 768 and encodes 255 amino acids.
AUGGCAUCUCAGAGUUCUUCCUUUCUAUUCCAGCUUUUACAUUCUAGAGAAUACAGCGACUUUACCCUAGUCUGCCAGGAGCAGCAGUUUUAUCUCCACAAAGCCAUUGUUUGCCCGCAGUCCCCAGUUAUUACUGCUGCCUUGCAAGGAGAAUUUCAGGAGGCUAGAACGAAGGUCCUGAAUGUGGAAGCAUUCGACGUCGCCACCGUUCGGCGCAUGGUCAACUUUAUGUACACCGAGGAAUAUGAAGUCGGCUAUGUCCACGAGGCGAGCGGCUCCGCUACGGGUCACGAAACUGAGAGGACGGAGGUGACCGAAGCAUUACUCUGUCACGUCCGCGUGAACGCGAUCGCCGAUUACUACAACGUCCCAAAGCUGACCCAGCUGGCGAACUCCAAGAUACAAACCAUCCUCCGAGACAGUUGGUUAGCAGAGUCAUUCUCUCAUGUCGUUAAGGAAGCUUCGGUUUCAACAGGGGAUGUUGCCUUGCACGAUAUUAUCACCUCGACUGCUGCAUACCACAUUGAAGAGCUUGUUGAGUUCCAGAGCUUUGCCGACUUGGAAGUUAUGAGUGAAUUUGCCAUCAAAGUCCUGCGCAGUUGUGCGCGACGGAUACGCGAUAUCGAAUCCCAGCUUCAGUAUAUCCAGUCAGUAUGCAAGAAGGAGGCUGUCAGAGCCGAUCGUGUUAUCGGCAACAUUGACAAUUGCUUGCGAACCCUGUCGGCGUGUAGUAACGAUUUAGUCGUGAUCCAAGGGGAGCUCUCAUGA